UUUAGAAGAACUGGAUGGAGCUACCGCUCAUCUCUCCGAAUCAGUGGACUAAAAAAAAAAGAAGAAAAAGAAAAAAAGAAAAAGAAAAACCAACAAAAACCAGCUUUACUCUUCAGAACAUCAAUUUUCUCAAAACAAAACUACUUGCUGCUGAUAUUUCUUUAAUACAUUUUGGGAUUAGUUAAUUUGUUUUAAGGUAAAAAUCAAGGUUUUUUUGGACGGUGACGCCAGGAUAACGACUUUUACGCGUUACUGUGAUCCAACCAGCGAGGACGUCACAUCCCUCUCACAUAAAAAACAAGGAUAAUUUCUCUACUGGAGAAUCUCAACACGAGCGUUUACGGCUUUAAGCAAGCUAACUGAUGUGAAAAAGGAUUUUCCUUCAGUCACAAUUAGCCUGUCUCAUCGCGCUCGAUAUCUUGAGCGUGCGCACGGCUCCGUCCACAAGGCGUAAAACGUGUUCCGAACUGAAUAAAGUCCUUUUUAAAAAGACACUUUGAAGCGCUCAGGUUUGAGUUUGAAUCAAGCAAACUAUCGCAAUGAUAGAUCAUCUAGUAAGCUGAGGAGCUUCCAAACCCUGCACGGAGGCACUGUCAUCUUAAUUUUCUCCGGCAUGGCAUCUCGCUUGAAGUAGCCUUCAAAGUGGAAGAUGGCUUUUGACUUUCCCCCAGGUUACAGCUUAAUCCCUUUGCGUUCCUAAUGGGUACAGUGAGAGUGAGCACUCAGCUUUUGUAAAGAGAGCUGCAACGCUUCAGCACAAAUCAAAGAAGCAAGAUGUAAUCAACAACCUGAAUGCAGGUGAAAUAUGACUGCGGCAGCAGGUGUGCUCACAGGCUUGGCCAAACUAAAGCGCCAAGACUCCGCCCGCUCUCAACAUCGUCCCAUACCACCUUCAUCACCAGGCUUGGGAAACCCCACUGCUGAGGUUGCUCCCAGAAAGCGGAAGAGGCGCAGCGACGUUGUGGUGGUGCGUGGCAGGCUCCGCCUCUAUUCGGCCUCUGGGUUUUUCCUCUUCCUCGGGUUAAUAAUUUUGGCUAUAGGGAUUGGUAUGGCGACACUGGGUUACUGGCCGCACAGUAAAACCAAACCAACAGGAGGUGGAGCUGGGGUCAAGGCAGAAAAUGAUGUGGCCAACACAAGCCAUGAUGCGCAAGGGACGACUUCAGAGCAGACUGGUGGCACCCUGAUGCGCUUCCUUGGACAACAUCUUCACUCUGAGAGGAUGAAGAUGCUUGGGCCCUUCACCAUGGGGAUUGGGAUUUUUAUCUUCAUCUGUGCCAAUGCAAUACUUCAUGAAAACAGAGACAGAGAAACAAAGAUAAUUCAUAUGAGAGACAUGUACUCUACGGUCAUCGACAUCCAUCGCCUCAGGCAGAAAGAAGAAAAAGAACAGUAUUACCGCAACAGCACCUGUGGAAGGGAAGCAGGCGAUCUUCGAACUUUCGGAGCUGAUGCUGCAGCACGCUUAGCCAGCAACUCCCUCCUGGCUUUCUCUUCUCGGGCUGGAAGUGGAGGAGGAGGAUCAACAGAAGAGGAGGAGGUACUGCUUGGGGACGAGCAGAUUCAGAGACAUAGAGAGGCUAAGUUGGAUUGUAACUUUGCCGGGCUGCUGGCACCGCUGUAUAAGGACCGUCCAUUUUCCGGUCCCGGGCUUGGGCUGGGUCGCUCUGAUUCAAUGCGCCACCAAUGGUCAGUGGAUGGAGAAGGUGAAAAGGGAGGACACCAUGCAGGGUCUAUUGUCUCCUCCUCUAUCUCUGCAUUUACUCUGCCUGUUAUAAAACUCAACAACUGUGUAAUUGAUGAACCAGAGAUGGAGGCGAUCACUGAAGAGGACAGAGGGGGAGAGAUAAGAGAUGGAGAGAGGUCAAAACCCAUGAGCUCCAUGGAGUCUCUGGUGGUGCCUGUAGCCUCUAUUGCAAAGGCCUUCAAACCACCAGGAUUACAUCGGAGCAAUUCUGCCUCCUCUUCCUCCCGCUGCUCCUCCUUCUCUUCAUCCACCCUCUCCCCAGCUCCCUCCUCUACCUCAGGCUGUUGGCUUUCUCCAGGAGCAGCCAGGAGUGACUUUGGCUCCAAUUCCUCUCUGCACAUGCUCAACAGUCAUUCCAAAUCUCUGGAUCUGGAGCGCGAUCCCAGCAUGCUUAGUGUGCACCAGGAGCAGCGGAAGCACCCCAGCUGGCCCCGACUCGACCGCAGCAACAGCAGCCGCAGCCAUACCGCAAAUCGGAGCAGCAGUAAAGGCUACAUGCGGCUCGAUGACAGAGAAGAUCAAGGAGAGUGGCUCUUGGAUGUGUUGCCAUCUGUCACAGUGCGGCGAGACUACAGUAAGCGUGAGAAGCUGCUAAUGAUAUCCAGGUCACAUAAUAAUUUGAGUUUUGAACAUGAUGAGUUUAAUAGCAGCGCACUGAAGAGAGGGAGCUCUGAGACUCGGUUCUGAAGUUCAAGUCGAUGACAGCUGUCUCCUGUUCUGUAAAUUGCUCUCCACACAUUGUGACAGUGUAUCAGAGGAAACUGAUAUGUUUAACAGAUUCACCUUUGAGAGAAAACUGACAUGUAGUUUCUAAAACAACCUUUUGAAAAGAAAAUAGUAGCAGUAGUGAUUAAAAGGUGAGCCUGUACUGUAGAAGGUUCAAACUUAAUGUGUGCUAGACACAGCAUGCCCACUGAACCUAGACAGAGGUCUAGGUCCUGUGCUAGGAUCUUAGUGGAAGAAGGAAAAAAUAGGUUAUAUAAUCAGUCUACUCUAGUUUUUAACAAAUGUUUUUAGAUCCAGCUAGACUUUAAUGUUGAAUCAAGAAGGUGGCGUGCAAACUACAACAAAGUGACCCGCGCUGCUCUGAAGUCUUGUGUGCCCAUCUGUGGAACUUUAGUAAGAACUUAUGGCUACAAAAACCAGCAGCUACCAGCCUGGCCCCAACUGUAAACUCAGAUUGAUUAUCUUUGCCUGUGGAUCUACUACAGGCACUUUAAGCUGUCAUUAAAUUUCACUCAGGAUUAUUCGUUUCUACAUACUGCCACAAAUCCACUGACUUUACAAAGAAACUCUGUUUCAUCUGUAACAAUUACUUGCAUUAUUGAUGUAUCCAUUAUUCUUUUCAAAUAAGUCAAUUAAAUUUUAAUGCAGUGAAACAGCCAGUUUACUUUAGUCAUGAUUUAUAAAGCAAUGUAUCUGAUUCAUUGUUAACUUAAAAAACUGAUGUACACAUUUAUUAAGAAAUGUCUAUAUAAUGGUAAGUGGUAAAUUAGAUUAAACUUAAAUUCAUUAUAGAUUACCGUACACAAUUCUCAUGUGCAGAUUUUAUAAAUCCACAGAGCUGGAUUGAUGAAAGGAGAACUAUGAUUACUAACCGUGGCAGGUUGCCUGGUAUUUUUAAAACUUUGUGAGACAGUGUGCCAUCAUGACAGUACUACCUUUGCAGAUGUUUGUGUUUGUACAGUUGUGCAGUUGAGAUCCAAACAAAGGAAAAAAUGGGCAGGGUCCGAUGACUUGAGUGCUGAGUGAAGGUGUCAAAAUUCAGGUGGCCAGGGAGGCCUUGGGCCUCUCCGCCUUACGGCCCUGUCCCAGGUUCUUUACUGACGUCCAUGUUUUUGUGAAUUCCCAAAUGAGGUAUCAGUGUCUGGUAUAUCAGCGUAUCUUGUUUCCCAAAAUGGGUGCUGUCUGAGAACUCACUUACAUCGCAGCAAGUGUAUAGUCUCUGCUGUUUUCCUCUAUUAAACUUUAUUUAGCAUAUCAAGAUGAUAUAGGUUAAGGCCCAUUUAUGCUUGAUGCAGAAGAAGGAUACGCAGAAGGACCGAUAGUUUUGUCUGUCUUCUGUGUCAGUAAUUUGACCUGUUUUCAGGGAGCUUAGCUAUCCGUUGCUUGUCGCAGAAGACAGAGCAAUACCACUGCAAAUCAUGGGGGCAUUACUGAGCAAAAUAGCUGACACCAGCAGAAACUAACCAGUGAAGAAGAAGAGGAGGAUCAGGAAGCAAACUCUGAGCUUAACACUGCUAACUAGUGGAGAAAUUAACUUAACCAUGGCAACACAAAAGACACAUGAAAGUAUGACAAUGUUAGAAACAGACUUUGCUAUCUAUGUACCUAAGAGAGCAUAAAUGGGCCUUUAGACUGAUUACAAGACUUAAUGAUAAAGUUGACACUAUAAGCAAUCUACAUCUACCGGUUCGUUGCCUCUAUACUGCUCAAUAUGUGUUUCAGGUUCUGUUAGGUUUGUCAGAUGCUUUGAUAAAAAGAGAUCAUUCUCACUACUUCUGUAAAUGACAUUAGUAGCAUUUUCUCUGCUACUUUUAAUGUAACACAGAAGAAGGGUGAUGCGUCAUGUUAUUUUGAGGUCUAACAUGUGUUAAAAGAAAACAACUUUUUAAAAGUGCUGGAACCUUGCUGGAAAGAUAAAAUGGUUUCCAGCAGUAUGUGGGUCACUGUCCAAUUUUAACCUCUCUUAAAAUAAACUGUAUUUUCACUGA
Molecule: messenger RNA, 4461 nt
Organism: Melanotaenia boesemani (Boeseman's rainbowfish)
Lineage: Eukaryota; Metazoa; Chordata; Actinopteri; Atheriniformes; Melanotaeniidae
Gene: tmem200a
Product: transmembrane protein 200A
Exons: 6
Coding region: 806-2434 (542 amino acids)
Source: RefSeq, a predicted model, not a curated record